CGCUAUAACGUAAAAUGAUUCCAAACUGUUUUGAUUCCAAAUCCACGAGCGCCGCUCGCUGAUUGGCUCAUAUUUCCGAGGCCGCGCCCACCUCGCCGGUGCGUCAAGCGACGUCACGAAACCGCAAAAACUGACACGUCAUAGUGACGUUUACGCACUACUUAUGCUAAAUUAUGCCGAUCAAAACAGGAAACAUCGCGGAAUCACCGGCGAGUGACCCGUUCCGUUUGGAAUCAAAAAUGGCGGCGUUCUUGCUGCUGCUGGCGGCGGCGGCUCGUCAGCUCGGGCGGAGGCGCGGAAGGAGGGAGGCCGAGGACGCGUUUGACAUGCCAGACGACGUGUUUCGGCAGCACUUUCGUCUGAGGAAGGAAACUGUGCGGUGGCUGUGCGACGAAGUGGCGGAGGAGCUCGGAGGCGUGCGAUCAACAGCGCUGUCGGUGGAGCGACAAGUGUUGUGCGCGUUGCGUUUCUUCGCGACGGGCAGCUUUCAGGGGUCCGUUGGGAGCGAGGAGACGAUUGGCGUGACGCAGCCUGCGGUCAGCAAGUGCGUGCGACGCGUGGCGGAGGCAAUCGUCCACGCCGGGACUCGGAACAAGUGGGUCCACUUCCCGAGGACGUCGGAGGAAAAGGCGGCCGUGAAAGAAGGGUUCCUUCGACGCGGCGGCAUUCCCGGCGUCAUCGGCUGCGUGGACGGCAGCCUUAUUGCCAUCAUCGCACCGAAGGGCGACAACAAGGCGGCAUACAUGUGCCGCAAAGGCUUCUAUGCCCUUAACAGCAUGUUCAUUUGCGACGCAGGCAUGCGGAUUCUGGCCGUCGACGCUCUGCGACCGGGGUCGGAUCACGACGCACACAUAUGGAGAACGACGUGGUUGCGUCGUCGUUUCCAGGAGGGACACAUUGCCAAGGCCGGCGAGCACCUCCUCGGUGACAGCGGCUACCCCCUGGAACCAUGGCUCCUGACUCCGGUCCCAGGCCAUCCUCCCACUCACACUGCAGAAGGCAGGUACAACACUGCACACGCUUCCAUGCGGUCCGUAGUGGAACGCUGCAUUGGACUUCUGAAGAGCCGCUUCCGCUGCCUUCAGAGGUACCGUGCCCUCCACUAUGAACCAGACCGCGCAGCAAACAUCGUUGCAGCGUGUGCAGUGUUGCACAAUUUGUGUCUUGAUGAAGGUGACAGUGCGUUUGAUGAGGUUGAUGAUGAUGACAGCAGCAACAGCAGCAGUGACGAUGCAAACGGUGGCCCCCUCCCACUUGUAGUUCCCCGAGUGAGGGCAGCACGCAUAAUGUACCUGAAAGGAUGUGCUGCCCGUGACAAUGUAAUUACAUUAUUCGGAACCACACGACAGCAGCACCAGCACUACCUGCGAAGGGUGCGAAGGCGGCUGCGUCGGCAGCAGCACCGACAGCAGCAGUAAACGUGCCUGCA
This is a messenger RNA of Dermacentor silvarum, 1429 nucleotides long. RefSeq names its product putative nuclease HARBI1. The transcript has 3 exons. The coding region runs from base 174 to 1418 and encodes 414 amino acids. The record is from RefSeq and is a predicted model, not a curated record. NCBI's taxonomy places the organism in Eukaryota, Metazoa, Arthropoda, Arachnida, Ixodida, Ixodidae.